Messenger RNA from Lactuca saligna, 531 nucleotides. The record is from the annotation of a GenBank genome assembly. Lineage: Eukaryota; Viridiplantae; Streptophyta; Magnoliopsida; Asterales; Asteraceae.
AUGGAGACAGUAGAUGACUUCGAUACCAUUGACGUGGAAUUGGAUGAGUUUUUCAAACACAAACAAAGAAGUCGAUGCAAAGAUGAGUUCCUAAAUACUCUCACAGACGUAGCGCUCGACGAAUGCACCAUACCUGAGAUAAACCUAAAUGAUUUUGAAGGAAUGUCAGAAGAUGAAGCACCGCAGGACAAGCAGAGUGAUAGUGAAGGUGACGAUGAAGACAAAUUGCAGUUUCAAUACUCAACCCAUGAUCCGAAGGUGAAAUGGAACAAUAUGAACCCAGUUCUUGCAAUCUUUUUCCUCAUCCUAUUAGGGCAGCCGAUGAACCUCCUGCUAGGGUUUGUUAGCCUCCAUGAUGUCCACUUACUAAUGGAGUCAUCACAAAAGCAUGUUACCCUUAAUGCUUGCCUUCGUGAUCGGAUAUUGCUCCUACUUCCCACUGAGCUUGAAGAUGCCAUUUUGCUUCGAUGGAGUGUAAGAAGGGGUUUUUACAGAGGAGGAGUUGAUGACGGGGUGUUUAAUGGAGGGUGA